AUGGACGUAGAUACGAAUAUUGAAGAAACCGAAUUGGACGUUGGUUCGGCCAGCGACGAAUUGGAAACGUCGAUUGCCGAGUCAAAAAUCGCACGACGUCCAACGCCAAAACCGUUUACCAUAGAAAGUCUUAUAGGAAGUUGCGCGAGUGCAAGGGGAAAUUGUGCGGGUGAUAUUGGUAUGUCGAAGAUAGAUGAUAAAAUUAAUGUUAACGAUGAGGACAGUGAAAGGGAAAGGGAAAGGGAAUAUCUUUAUCAACGUCAUUAUCUUGCGACGGCUGCUGCUGCUACUGCAUUGCCAUCAGGUUUCGGUGUACCGUUGAGUUUAUACGGUGCUUGGCUACCCAUGCGAAUGUAUGGCGGUGGUGGUGGUGGCGGCGGCACAGCUUCCGGUGUCCCAAUGUUACCACCACAUUCCACGGUUAGUAAUUAUCCAUCUCAUCAGGAUUUGCAUCAAAAUCGAUUAACUCAACAUUUGGUUGGUGGUUCGAAUAAUCAUCUUCAGGGUGUCGCAUAUCCAAAUACAUUUCAUCGAUCUAUCAAUCAACGUGGAUCAACCAGUUUCACGGACAGCGAUGACGAUGGUAGCAUAGAUUCACCACCGUCUCCUGUUCAUGAUCUAUCUAAAUCUAGAUUAGGAUCAGAAAAUGGACGAGUAUCUGCGGAAAGCGAGGACGAAGGUGGUGGAACUAACAAUGGUAUGGGUGAGGGAUUGGAUACGACUACCGUCGGAUCCGUAAACGGUACCAGAAACAACGGUUCGCCUAAUGGGCAAGGUCACGAAAGUGUACGAGGACAUUCUAGUUCGAAUUCGUCGGGAAACAAAGCUCGUCGUAGAAGAACUGCAUUCACAUCUGAACAAUUGUUAGAAUUAGAAAGAGAAUUUCACGCUAAAAAAUAUUUAAGUUUAACCGAAAGAUCGCACAUAGCGCAUGCGUUGAAAUUGUCCGAGGUACAAGUUAAAAUAUGGUUUCAAAAUCGUCGAGCUAAAUGGAAAAGAGUCAAAGCUGGAUUAAAUGGAAAUGGUGGAAUCGGUUCGAAUGCGUCGUCAAUGUCAACGUCUGGUGGUGGUGCUGGUACUCGUCAUCAUGGUGGUGGUGGUACUACCGGACAGCAUACCGGAAACGGUACGAGAAUAGUUGUACCAAUACCGGUUCAUGUUAGUCGAUUAGCCGUUAGAUCUCAUCAUCAUCAUUUAGAAAAAUGUGCAAGACCUGCACGUGUUAGAACAACUACGAUUGUUGAUCCAAUUUCCCCCUCCUCGUCAUCAUCCUCGUCCAUUCUCGUAACCGACGCCACCACCAUGGGUUUGGUGAACUCAUCGAUGAAUGUAUCGAGUCAAUUGCAAAGUUCACCUUUACCUGUAGUAGGCGUUGGUAUUGGCGUAGGCGUCGGAUUAAGAGCCUUCACCGUGCCACCUCAUCGGGAUGGACUUAAUUCUACCGGCAGGUAGUGAACAUUCGAAUCCCUGAUAUUAUUUCUUGGUUUUUUUUGUUUUUAUCAUUAUUAUCACGAAUUGUCCAUAACAUUCCUUUCAUCGAGAGAUUCGUUAACGUAAUACUUUAACCCUUGGAUGAACUGUUACACCGAUUUGUCAAGUUA
This is a messenger RNA of Polistes dominula (European paper wasp), 1601 nucleotides long. RefSeq names its product homeobox protein unplugged (gene unpg). Gene Ontology annotation, cellular component: nucleus. Lineage: Eukaryota; Metazoa; Arthropoda; Insecta; Hymenoptera; Vespidae. Gene Ontology annotation, biological process: regulation of nervous system development; regulation of transcription by RNA polymerase II. Gene Ontology annotation, molecular function: RNA polymerase II transcription regulatory region sequence-specific DNA binding; DNA-binding transcription factor activity, RNA polymerase II-specific. The record is from RefSeq and is a predicted model, not a curated record.